AUGGACGACUAUCAGACCACUCAACCCAACACCCUCAAACGCGCCCUUUCUCAGUCCACCACGUCCUCCACUUCCUCCUCCACCACCACCACCACCACUCCCUCAUCACCCAACACCCACAUUUCCAACAGCAAACCCCGCAAAGCAAGCCGGCUUUCCAGCGUCAAAGACUUUCUUCGCUCGCGUUCCAACUCGCCGACCCUCUCAGAUCACUCUCCCGUUCCCAACUUCGACAUCCCUCGAAGCAUUCCUGCCAACUCCGAUCAUCCCUCCACCAGCCCAACCACCAUGUCUCACCGAGUCUCCUCGGACAGCCACAGCGCCAGCCACAAGCACUCCACCUCUGGACACCGCCGCAGCGGCGACGACUACCGUCGCUACAGCGGGACGGUGAAUCAUUACGGUCGUCACUCGAAUGAUUGGUUGUUUGGGGGCUUCAGUCUGCGGGAUACAGUCCGCGAUGGAGUCGAUCGGUUGAGACAUCACUCCAAGGGCUGAACCUGCCGAGAUCUGCAUGAUUUCUAUCUGAUGAACUGGUUAUACUUGUGUAUUUCGCGGUUUCAUCCCAACGCUUGUUGUCGGACCCAGCCAGCAUAUUACUGGAAUCACCCUUGACGCUGGAGUGUCUGGAUGCCAGUCUCAAACUUCAGAGGCUUCGGCCGGAGACUCACAGAUUGAGUCUAUCAAGAGAGCUAUGAUCGUGACUUGACGACUUCGGUUCAGAAGAUGAUCUGUUCAUGUUCAUCGAUCACCGCUCGUCCUAUGCAUCAA
Molecule: messenger RNA, 771 nt
Organism: Aspergillus ibericus CBS 121593
Lineage: Eukaryota; Fungi; Ascomycota; Eurotiomycetes; Eurotiales; Aspergillaceae
Exons: 1
Coding region: 1-498 (165 amino acids)
Source: RefSeq, a predicted model, not a curated record